AUGCUAUUCUUAAGCAUCUAUAAUUUCGCUUCAUGUCAAAUCCAAAACUUCUUCUAUGUUUUAUUCUUUUCUUAUCGAGCUAACCCGGAUAUCCUGGAGUAUCCGUUUCAAAUCGGGUUAAAGGGCAAAUAAGUUGUACCACAAUUAUCAUCACCACAAACUAGCAAGUUUAAAUGUUUGCCGAAUGGUUGCUGUGAUGAACAUCAAUGGUGCCGUUUUUGGGCAUCAAUCGGUGAAUGUACGGCAAAUCCGGAUUGGAUGAGUGAAAACUGUCAAUUAGCGUGUAAUACGUGUAAUACUGCCAUUCAAGGUUAA
Cercopithifilaria johnstoni is the source of this 315-nucleotide messenger RNA. Lineage: Eukaryota; Metazoa; Nematoda; Chromadorea; Rhabditida; Onchocercidae. The record is from the annotation of a GenBank genome assembly.